Punctularia strigosozonata HHB-11173 SS5 is the source of this 1631-nucleotide messenger RNA. RefSeq lists its product as uncharacterized. The record is from RefSeq and is a predicted model, not a curated record. Lineage: Eukaryota; Fungi; Basidiomycota; Agaricomycetes; Corticiales; Punctulariaceae. The coding region runs from base 1 to 879 and encodes 292 amino acids. The transcript has 2 exons.
AUGCCCGCUGUCCCCUCCGCCGCCAGCAUCAGCACUGAGUCCCAGCUCCAGCCGCUCGACAUCUCCCUCAGCACCUUACCCAUGUCCUCCCCGCCCGUCGUGCGCGCUGCCCCCCGUCCCCCGCAAGCCGGGCCCUCCUCCGCCGUCUACGGCUACCCUACCGCACCGAUGACCUACCCCGCGCCACUCACCUUCCCCACCCUCGAGUCCGCCUUCCAGUGGCCGCCAUACCCGAUGCCCGCCGAACUCGCCGCGUACGGACCAUCCUAUCACGAAGGCAGCAGCGCACUACCGCCAUGCCCACCCUUCCCGGACGUCAUCCACUUCCCGCCCUCGCCGUCCGACUCGUGCUCCUCGAUGUCCUCCUCCGCGCUCACCACCCCCUCGCCCUGCACGACCCCGGAACCCAUCCACGUCGUCUGCGCCGUCCCCCUCGUCGCGCCCAAACCGCUCCCCUACCACUCCCCCACCUUUCUCCGCUUCGCCGACCUCCCCGACGUCGACGACGAUCUCUCCCACUCGCCCUACACCCACCGGCCGCCGAAGCGCAAGCGCGCCGACUCCUCCUCCUCCUCCUCCUCCCCCGCCGCCCCAGCAGCAGCAGAACCGGGAGAAUCGGCGAACAAGCGGCGCAUGGUCGCGCUCCCAACCGCGGCCCAGACGACGACGACGACGAAGAAGAAGAGCGCGACGACGGCGGCGUCUUCGCGGCACAGGAGGCCGCACGCCGGUCCCGCCUCUUAUUCCUCUUCUUCUUCUUCCUCCUCCUCCUCCUCCUCCUCCGCAGCCAUGCUCCUGCCCGCAGCGUCGUCGACCGGCCCGCGGGAACGGUUGCUCGCAUACGCAUCGCAGUACGGGAUCAGCGCGGGCUGGCGGUGAACCGGCGCGCCUCCUCUCUCUCUCAACGCAUCCUGCAUCGGUGGUAAGCGCUUUAGAAAGCGUUACCAAGCCAACCACUCGGUUCUCUACACUAGCCCGUGUGGCCUGCGUUUUCGCUAGAGCCGGACUGUCACGCUCGCCCAACGGGUUCCGCACGCACCUUAUACCCAUCUUUCUUUUCUUCUUAUCCCGUCCUGUCGCACGGUCCGUUUGGCAAGAAGAGCGAUUUCGGCCAUAGCCGGAUAUAGGAGAGGGGGGGGGGAUGGGGGCGGGAAAGGGGAGAUUGGCGAUCUUUACCGAGCUCAGGGCGCUACCGCACUUCACCACCCAGGCACGCCCGCACGCACGGACACGGCACGCUCGACGUUUUUCGAAUCGCCUCACAUGAAUCGCUGAGCUUUUUGGGCCCCGGAGGCUGUAAAAGAAAAAACAAGGGAGAAACGGAUCCCAUUCACCCGGGAGGGAGGGGGGGGGGGCAUGAACGAUGAACUUGGAACGGAUUUUACUUCUCGGGAGUCGGAAGCAGGAGGUACCACGGGAGCCCGGAUGAGAGGUCGCUCCCAUACGCCCGGAUGAAAGUGACACCUGAUCUCUUUUUCCUCAUUCAUCGCACGCAGACGCCGGAAACGGGGGGAGCGGGGGGCGGGGGGAAAAAGCGGCUCGGUUUCAACGAAGAAAGAAGGACCUUGCACAACCAACAUUUGUUUGCAUAUGCAGUAGUAGUAACCUCAUCAUCAUCAUCAUCAUCAUUC